AUGACCUCUAUUGGUACAGGAUAUGAUUUGUCAGUUUCAACCUAUUCUCCUGAUGGACGCGUGUUCCAAGUUGAAUAUGCAAACAAGGCAGUAGAUAACAGUGGCACUGCCAUUGGUCUUCGUUGUAAGGAUGGUGUUGUUUUAGCAGUUGAGAAGCUCGUUCAAUCAAAGCUUUUGGUCGAAGGUGCCAAUCGUCGUAUUCAAAGCGCAGAUCUUCAUAUUGGUAUUGCCACUGCAGGUUUAUUAGCUGAUGGUAGACAUCUCGUCAACAGAGCUCGCGAUGAAGCACAAGCUUGGAGAGAUAUUUACAAACAACCCAUUCCCGGAAAGGCCAUUGCUGAUCGUAUCGGUCAAUAUAUCUCUGCCUAUACUUUAUAUUCCAGUGUUCGUCCAUUCGGUACAUCCACCAUUAUCGGUACAAUGACUGAGAAGGAAGCACCUUCCUUAUACAUGGUGGAGCCCUCUGGAGUUUAUUGGGGCUACAGAGGUUGCGCCAUUGGCAAGGGUAAAUCAGUUGCCAAGACCGAGAUCGAGAAGCUUGAUUUAGACAGCAUGACAGUCCGUGAAGCCGUUAAUCAGAUCACUCGAAUCAUCUACACAUGUCACGACGAUGCAAAGGACAAAGACUUUGAACUGGAAUUAAGUUGGAUUUGUGCAGAAUCGAAAUACAAACACCAAUUUGUACCAAAGGAACUCAAAUUGGAGGCAGAGACAUUAGCAAAAGAGUCUUCGGAUGAUGAGAUGGAGGAUUAA
This is a messenger RNA of Mucor velutinosus, 753 nucleotides long. RefSeq names its product RNA polymerase III subunit C82. The transcript has 4 exons. Gene Ontology annotation, biological process: ubiquitin-dependent protein catabolic process; proteasomal protein catabolic process. Gene Ontology annotation, cellular component: proteasome core complex; nucleus; proteasome core complex, alpha-subunit complex. The coding region runs from base 1 to 753 and encodes 250 amino acids. Lineage: Eukaryota; Fungi; Mucoromycota; Mucoromycetes; Mucorales; Mucoraceae. The record is from RefSeq and is a predicted model, not a curated record.